Cooperia oncophora is the source of this 1359-nucleotide messenger RNA. The record is from the annotation of a GenBank genome assembly. NCBI's taxonomy places the organism in Eukaryota, Metazoa, Nematoda, Chromadorea, Rhabditida, Trichostrongylidae.
AUGUGUUUUGAAGCCAACUGUGGUGCCGUAGAAGACGGCAUGACGGCAUUAUCUGUUCGAGGCACCAGAAUAAUUGAGAGGGAGCCACCAACCACCAAAUUUGAUGACGACAUCUGUCAAUCAAAUAAAACGGCAAGUUUGUUGACAGAGCCCAUUCUUUGGUCAAAAAGGUUCUUUCCGGACAAAAUGGCGCCGAUGACAGCACUGCCAGAUUUCGGUCUCAACACGGACGACAUUCGAUACUUCAAAAUGGAUUCUAUUAUUAGAGGAAAGGGACCUGAUCGACUGAAGUUCCUUGAUCUGGAAGUGCCAGAAAGGAAACCAGUGGCGACCUUUAAGAUGCCUGUUGCCGUUGUGAUGGACGAUGAAGUGCCGCCAAGUCCAAGAGAACCUAUGCCACAUCGCAGUGCUGGAUACGGUCCCGCUCAUCAGAAACGCAAGCUGCAAAUACCGGAUCGUAGCCGCAGUACGUCGCCAAUGCGUGCCGAGUCACCAUUGCAGUCGUACGACAAAUACGCAAAGUAUGAACGGCAUAGAACAGGUGAUCAACAUGACAACCAAACAAACGUUGAAAUGCCUGGCUGGUGCGGUUUGAUAUGGCACCUGGCCGAAGAGAAAUUCACACUCAUACGGAUUCCACAACUCGCUAUGGAACACAGUGGAACGGAUCUGGCUUCUCCUCCCCACAGAGAAGUACUACCGACGCGCGUCCACCACAUCGAACACCUUCGUCGCUGGUCAUUGAGUGGAAAGAGCAUGCCUUACAUAUCAGCUGCUUUCAACCACUUGGAGCGCUUGAACGACGCCCAGAAGCCAAUCCGGGACAUCACUGAAGAGCCGAUAAAUGCACUAGGAAUGGUUGGUUGGACACCAUCUUCAGAACCAACGAAAGUGCCAGAAAGGAAACCAGUGGCGACCUUUAAGAUGCCUGUUGCCGUUGUGCUGGACGAUGAAGUGCCGCCAAGUCCAAGAGAACCUAUGCCACAUCGCAGUGCUGGAUACGGUCCCGCUCAUCAGAAACGCAAGCUGCAAAUACCGGAUCGUAGCCGCAGUACGUCGCCAAUGCGUGCCGAGUCACCAUUGCAGUCGUACGACAAAUACGCAAAGUAUGAACGGCAUAGAACAGGUGAUCAACAUGACAACCAAACAAACGUUGAAAUGCCUGGCUGGUGCGAUUCCACAACUCGCUAUGGAACACAGUGGAACGGAUCUGGCUUCUCCUCCCCACAGAGAAGUACUACCGACGCGCGUCCACCACAUCGAACACCUUCGUUAAGCCCAAGGAUUCCUGUUCCCAUAGACAGGUCUAUUAAAGGCAAGGAUAGCUCCAUAAAGGUUCCAGAUUUACUUCGCAUGUAA